Molecule: messenger RNA, 2083 nt
Organism: Rhododendron vialii
Lineage: Eukaryota; Viridiplantae; Streptophyta; Magnoliopsida; Ericales; Ericaceae
Product: probable WRKY transcription factor 26
Exons: 5
Coding region: 28-1677 (549 amino acids)
Biological process (GO): regulation of DNA-templated transcription
Molecular function (GO): sequence-specific DNA binding; DNA-binding transcription factor activity
Source: RefSeq, a predicted model, not a curated record
CCCCCUCUCUCUCCUCUCUCUCUUCAAAUGGCCUCUACCCAUAUCACACCACAAACAAACUUCUCUUCCUUCUCAAAAACCCAAUUCAUGUCAUCCUCCGCCACCUCCUUCACCGACCUCCUCGCCGGAGACUACCCCUCCUCCUCCGCCGUCAGCCGCGGACUGUCCGACCGCAUAGCCGAGAGAACCGGCUCCGGCGUGCCCAAAUUCAAGUCGAUUCCGCCGCCUUCGAUCCCGACCUCACCCCAUGCUGUCUCCCCUUCUUUCUUCAACUUCUCUCCUGGGUUUAACCUGUCUGAGUUCUUGGACUCACCUGUUCUCUUCCCUUCUUCCAACAUUCUACCAUCUCCAACUACCGGGUCUUUUCCAGUUCAGGCCUUCAAUUGGAAGAACAAUUCUAGCCACCAUGAGCAGGGCAUCAAACAAGAGCAAAAUAAGUACUCUGGUUUCUCUUUCGGGACUGAAACCAGGCCUCCAACAUCAUCUGCAACAAGCUUUCAGUCUCAAGUUCCCACUGAAAGCCAAAACUGGGGUUAUCAACAGAUGACCAAUUCAGAUGGUUUAUCUACAAGAAACAUUACGGUGAAACCCGAAUACGUUUCCACAAUACAGACCAAUUCCCAAAACCAUGGUGGGUUUCAAUCAGAUUAUGAUCAGCAUAAACAAUCAUCACAGUCCCUAAGACAGCAGAGGAGAUCAGAAGAUGGGUACAAUUGGAGAAAAUAUGGAGAGAAGCAAGUGAAAGGGAGCGAAAACCCGCGGAGUUAUUUCAAAUGUACACACCCAAAUUGCCCAACUAAGAAGAAGGUUGAGAGGUCUUUACUAAGUGGGGAGAUCACAGAGAUUAUUUACAAGGGGGGUCAUAACCACCCAAAGCCUCACUCUACUAAGAGAUCAUCAUCAGCUUCUUCUCAAGCAAUUCAACACUCUAAUCAUUCGACCGGUGAAUUCCCAGAUCAGUCCUAUGCAUUACAUGGCAAUGGACAGAUGGAUUCUGGUGCGACACCAGAGAAUUCUUCGAUCACUAUCGGGGAUGAUGAGUACGAUGAAGAGGAAACUGCUGCCAAAAGAAUGAAGUUUGAGGGUGAAAGUGAAGGUAUAUCCGCUGCUGGGAGCAGUACAUCAAGGGAACCAAGAGUUGUAGUCCAAACAAAAAGCAAUAUUGAUAUCCUUGAUGACGGGUAUAGAUGGAGGAAAUAUGGGCAGAAGGUCGUCAAGGGAAAUCCUAAUCCAAGGAGCUACUACAAGUGCACAAGUCAAGGAUGUCCCGUCAGAAAACACGUCGAGCGAGCAUCCGACGACCCCAGAUCAGUGAUCACAACCUAUGAGGGAAAGCAUAACCACGAAGUUCCGGCAGCACGCGGCAGCGGUAACCACUCUGCCGCGAGGCCUUUGCCCAACAAUGCGUCCAUGGCCAUUAGACCUUCGACUACAUCCCAUUACUCCAACACCAACUCAAUUACAAAUCCAAGCCACAAUUCGAGGCUACCCACAUCUGAAGGCGAAACACGCUUCACACUGGAGAUGCUGCAGAGUCCAGGGAGUUUCGGAUUCUCAGGAUUUGGGAACUCAAUGAGCAAUUACAUGGGUCAACCCCUAAAAGAAGACCAUGGGUUUUUUUCCAGAGCCAAGGAAGAACCAAGGGGUGACUUUAUCUUUGAGUCAUUGCUAAGCUAAGUUGCUAACUUGCUAUGAAGGGGAUUAGUCGAGGUGCGCGUAAGCUGGCUGAAACACCUAGUUAUCAGCAAAAACUUGCUACAAAGGUUGGUUUACCUCAGAAACAGUCAAGAUUUCAAUACAAUAAUAGGGUAAGGAUGUCAGAUUCAUUUGUUUAUUUGUUUCUUGGGGAUUUGGUUUGUAUAUGUACGCGUAUGGGUAGUUGUUUCUUUGAAAAGAGUUUGUAAUUUGUAUAUUCAAAGGUGUAUGUUGUAGAAGUUCAUUAACAUGUAUGUUAGCCUCAGAAGUGUAGAACCUCAAUCAUUGUGGUAUCAUCACACCUGGUGUAUCUUCCCUUUAGAUGUAUUUGUUUGAAAGGAAUUGAUUUCAGAUUUUUUGACAGUCAAAAGGAAGAAGAAAUUGUUCU